ACGAUAUGAUGUGAAGUUUUUAUUGUAUUUUCCUUAUAAACAAAUACAAAAGGUGGUUUGCCUCCUAUUAUGUAAGUCCAGUAAAGGACUGCAUCAAAGGUAGGCCUAUGAUAACAGGCAUGAGUGAAGGAAAGAUUGUUGUCAGUAGUGGGCGCAUAGCAUUCUGGGAUAGAAAAACAAAGCGCUGAAUUUGCAGCCGCCAACAGGCUUCCCGCUGAAGGGAUGAAUAGCUGCAAUAUCAACAGAAAAAUAAAUUAGUUUUACUUUUUUUGUAGUCUUUUACAUGGCGUGAUCUCUCUAGCCCACUAAAGGCGAACGUGUGUAUGAUAUGCUUGGAUGAAUAAAACAGAAUGUUAUUCUAAGCACACGAUGAGACUUGCAAGCUAGCUAGCUAGCGUUAGCUACUCAGUUGUCCAUUAGUUUUUUUAACGGAGCUGUUAGCACAUAUGCCCGCUACGAACUGGAUUGUUAUUCGUCUCAACUCCAGAUAUUCUUUCCUUCGUUCCGCUUUGUUUGGAUCACUACCCGUUUUCACCGGCCUGAAAUAUGGGAAUUAAGACCUUUACCCACAAUUCCCCUAACCACAGUCAGGAGUUGCUGGACAAGUUGAACAUCCUACGAAGUGAGGGUCACUUCUGCGAUGUCACCAUCCGUGUGCAGGGCCAGCUCUUUCUGGCUCACAAAGUGGUCCUCGCCUGCUGUAGUGACUUCCUGCGGGCCAAGCUCAUGGGGAAGGCCGGCGAGGACGGCCGGAGGGAGGAGGACCGGCCCGCUCUCGACCUGCACCACGUGACCGUAGCGGGCUUCGCGCCCCUCCUGGAGUACGCCUACACCUCCACGCUGUCCAUCAGCACGGAGAACAUCAUAGACGUGCUCGCCGCCGCCAGCUACAUGCAGAUGUUCGCCGUGGCCAACACCUGCUCGGAGUUCAUGAAGUCCAGCAUCUUGUGGAACCCCUCCACCGCGGGGGGCAGCGGCAGUGGCGGCACGUCGGGGCCCGGCCAGGAUCGGCCCGGGCCCCAGGAUGCCACCGAGGGCCAGACGGGGUGCACGCUGGCCCCGCUGGACGCGCUAUCGCCCUCCCCCGUGUCCUCCGAAUGUAGCAUGGUGGAGAGAAACAUUCCUGUGUGUCGAGAGUCGCGCCGCAAGCGCAAAGGCUUCUCCAGUCCCCAGCCAGCGUCAUCCUCCUCGCCACAGGUCCCCAACCCAUCGCCGUCCUCCUCCUCCUUUCCCGAGAGUUCGGCCCCAACCAUCGAUCCGACCCUGGCCUUUAGCUGGACAUAUCCGUUUGGCAUGGACAGGCGCUUCACCACAGAGAAAGCCAAGCUGCCCGAGGGGCUCCUGGAGACGUCGUCGGGGCCCGGGCCCGACCCAAACGCGAGGGCGCUGGUGGAGUACCUGGCCUGCGAGGGAGCGCGCGCCAUGAGCAUGGCGGGCGCGGGGAGUGGCGGCACCGAGGAGGAGGAGGAGGACGGUGUGCGGGUGAAGGUGGAGCGCCUGAGCGACGAGGAGGUGCACGAGGAGGUCACGCAUCCGGUUAGCGCCUCCCACAGCUCCCUCAGCGACCAGCAGACUGUCCCCGGCAGCGAACACAAUCAAGAGGACCUCCUCAUCAGCCCACAGUCAUCGUCAAUAGGCUCCAUAGACGAGGGAGUCACAGAGGGACUGCAGUCCAUUCAGGGGACGCCCAACACCACUGGUCACAUGGAGGACGACGAGAGGCUGGAGAACGUCCAGUACCCCUACCACCUCUACAUCAGCCCGUCUAACCGGCCCGGCAUCAAGGGACCGGCACGGCCUUUCCAGUGCCCCACAUGCGGGGUCCGAUUCACCCGUAUCCAGAACCUCAAGCAGCACAUGCUCAUCCACUCUGGCAUUAAGCCCUUCCAGUGCGACCGCUGCGGGAAAAAGUUCACGCGGGCCUACUCCCUAAAGAUGCAUCGGCUGAAGCACGAAGGUAAACGCUGUUUCCGGUGCCAGAUCUGUAGCGCCACUUUCACUUCCUUCGGUGAAUAUAAGCACCACAUGAGGGUCUCCCGCCACAUCAUCCGCAAGCCUCGGAUUUACGAGUGCAAAACAUGUGGCGCCAUGUUUACCAACUCCGGCAAUUUAAUCGUACACCUGAGGAGUCUCAACCAUGAGGCGUCAGAACUAGCAAACUACUUCCAGACCAGUGAGUUCCUCCUCCCCGAGUACCUGAGUCAAAUGCAGGAGGAGUCGCUGGGCCACUUUGAGAUGACGGACCAGGCCUUCGAAGGUGGCAGCUCCUCUUCUUCCUCUGUCCAGAUGCCCGUCAUAUCUCAGGUGUCCUCCACCCAGAACUGUGACCUCCUCCCCUCCAUGGCCCCGCCCGAGGCCCCAGCGUGCCGGGGGGGCCAGGGACGGGGGGUGGCCGGGGAGGUGGUGGUGCUGUCGGAUGAGCCAAAGACCAGCGUCGCCAUCAACUCUCCGGAGGUCCUGGAGGAAGAUGAAGAGGAGGAUGGAGAGCAGGAGGAACGCACAAAGAAAAAAGCACUUGUCUCCAUUACCAUAGAAUAAGAUGUGACGCUCCCAUAUUCACUUAUAUAACACAUACGAGCCCCUCUGAGUCCCAAUACAAGAGUGCACACUGGAUAGUGAUUGUGUUGGUGGCUGGCAGUCAUACUCCUUCUUCCCUUUGUUUGUUUUUUGUUUUUGUUUGUUUGUUUGUUUGUUUGUUUGUUUGGUUUUUAUUGUUUUUUUGUUUUUUUUUACAUGAUUUAACGUGGCGUAUUGUGAUUGCAUAGGAAAUGACAGAUGAAUAACAUACUUCCCAUAGGAGCCAUUUUGAAUUACAGUACAUACUCCAAGUGCACACUGGACUGUGAUGCUGUCUGGAGCUGGCAACCUCAAGCAUAUUCCCGUUGCAUUAAAAGCGCUUGUCUUUGUUGCUUUGUGACAGAAAAGACGGUGAACAUUACCCUGAGAUACAGAGAAACUUCCCCUCGCAAUCAUUGUCAACAUUUGACAUUUUGCUGACUGUGUUGUGAAUUUGUUUUUAAUUUUCUUUGGUGGGGGUUCUGAUAAUUGUGAGGAUCUCACAAUGCUAAUUGUUAGAACAUUUUAUACAUUUUGUGUUUGUUUGUCAGAUGUUUUAAGUUCUUUUCAGUCUGGACUUGCUAAGCGCCUUACCCAGUCCUGUAUAGGUAAACUGUACUGAAUCCCUAGUGUGAUAGAUACAGAUAGGCUUAUGUUCCUCGGUUACUCUGAAGGCAUUUGCCUUUGUAGAUCAUGUGGCAUGGCCAGAAUAAGGGACGGUACCACUGAGCAACACCAUGCCCUUUUCUCAUCCUACUCCAACCCCCUACCCUUAGUAACCACGGCCAUUUUUCAACAUGGCUUCAAGAGGUCAUCCACAGACAAUCUCCAUGUGCUUGAUUGAUCAAAACAAUCGUAGCCUAACAGUCGUGGCAACUUUAUGCAGUUCACAAAUGAAAUUUGCAUGGGUCAGAACGUCUAUAGAGUUUGUGUGAAAACAUUUCCACAGUUUUGAGUUCAAACAUACAUGAGUUCAUGUGUAAUGAAGGCGGUGGGAGUGCAGGGCUUCAGGUCCUAGUUAGCUGUCACUAGUGUCUUAUUUUUUUAUGUGGAAAAAUGAUAAUCUCAUACUGCAGUCUAGCCGAGUAGCAUCGCAUGACUAACUUUGUGUCACCUGCUUCUCUUGAUGUGCACGCUGAUGGAGCAGUUGGAAAUGUUGAAUCAUGCCCAUCUGUACGCUCAUCCAACAUGGAGAAAGACCAGUAGCUUGGCAGUAGUCACAGCUAACCUUGACCGAGAGGUUUCGUAUGCGUCCUCUGCUGCACUGGGUAUUCUGCUGCUGCAACACUGAGCACCCUCAUCACCCAUAGGUGAUUGUUUUGAUGUAUGGACAUGGUCAGUCUUGAAUGUUACAUGUUAAAGAUACAGCAGAAGUGAAGUACAUAACCUAUUUCCAAUUUGCAAGUUCCUUAAAAGACUAUCUGAAAAUGUGCCAAUCUUUUAUUUGUGCCUAUUACUAGCUCCCAUUAAGUCCUGUUUACUCAAUUAGGAAUGCAAGGAUGUAAUGAUUUUGGUGACGUGAGAGAGCUUUUAUAUAUAUAUGUAAAUCCUUUAGCAUUUACUUGACUUCUUUAGAUAUUUAAUAUACAUAUCUUUGUGUCUACCAUUUGCACAGGGCAAUCAUUGUUAAAUGCUGCUUAGUUAUAAUGUGAUAUUUUUUAAUGUGAUGUUUUCCAAUAUUUCAAGAAAAAAAAAGAUAUUUCUCCCUUAUUGUGCAAUACAGUUGUAAUACAGUGUACAUGUUUUGGAACACCAUGUAAAAAAAAGAAUGUAUUGUAGGUUGUUCGAAAUAAUGAGCAAUAUGAAAGCGAAAGUUGUUAAUAUCGGAGGUGUUUGGCACUUCCUAUGUUAAAAGAGUUAUUUGUGGUUUGAAGAGGCCUGUUAACGGACUAAAAUGUGACAUUUCGGUUUGUUUUCGUUUUGCGCUUUUGUCUGCACUUUCAACAGAAGCUACAGGUGCAGAGGGUUUCCUGCAGUGCGGGAGGGGGGUUGGGGACAAACAGUGCAGUCACCCUCCCUCUGAUGUCAAACUGUUUAAUAUCAGUCACUGUACUGUACCGUACUGCAUACUGUAUGGUACACUAAGCUCUAUGCCUGAAAACUUUGCCUGUGAGAUAGUAUGAACGCCCUAAUUUAGUAAUGUGAAUUGCGUGGUCGGUGCAGUUACGUUCAUCUUUUCUAGCUUCUGGUGACGCACUGUCUAUAAGGUUUCAAAUAUUGCAAAUACCGCUGUCCCAGACCUCACUGGUGCUGGCAUGCUUUCCCCACACAAACAUAUGAAAAAAUAACAAAGAAAGAAUACAGAAAAAACAAUAUAGCAUGGUUUACUUUGUUGGCUGUUUUGUCAGAUGUGUGCAACUACGUUUUUGUAUACAGUAGUACAUCUCUGUAAAAUGCUUAAAAGCAAGAGGAAAUGGUAUUCAGAUGUCAUGACACAUUUUAGUCUGUUUUUUUGUAUUCGUCAUCUUUCAAGUAUAGAACUUUGUAUAUUUCUAUUAUCAAUGUGAGUUUCAAUAGUCGAUGGAUUUGAGCCUUACAUCAUACUAUUCGCUUUGUGACAAUGUCUUUAAAGUGUUUCUGUAUAGUUUUAUUUUCUAAAACCUGUUUUUAAUUUGUAACUUGUGCCUUUGGAUAUUGAAUCAGUAGUGCAUUUUAAGUCUUGAACAUCCAUUGCUAUGAUUCACAUCACAACUACAGAUGAUGGUAGUGCUCUAAUGUAGCUUGUAACCUAAAGUAUUUUUGAAGUGCUAAACUAUAUUUUGUUUGUGUGCGUUUUUAUUUUAAUAUCUACAAAUGUGGUGACUGUUUUUUGUAACUUUCCAAUGGUUUUCAUCUUGAGUUACUGUGCCGGUGUGGUAUACUGAACAAUGUUUUGUAUAGACAAUGUUUUGAUUGAAAAAAAUAAAGUCAUGAAUCUAA
Clupea harengus (Atlantic herring) is the source of this 5475-nucleotide messenger RNA. RefSeq names its product zinc finger and BTB domain containing 44 (gene zbtb44). Gene Ontology annotation, biological process: regulation of transcription by RNA polymerase II. The record is from RefSeq and is a predicted model, not a curated record. Gene Ontology annotation, molecular function: protein binding; DNA-binding transcription factor activity, RNA polymerase II-specific; RNA polymerase II cis-regulatory region sequence-specific DNA binding. Lineage: Eukaryota; Metazoa; Chordata; Actinopteri; Clupeiformes; Clupeidae.